GAAAGAGAGAGAUAUCUCACCGAAUUUCUCCUUUUUUCAAUAUCUUUUUCUACUGACAGUUAUCAUAACGUAUGGUAAACUUGAUGAUGCCUUACGUAAAACCUAAGAUAAUAAUAAUAAUAAUAAUAAUAAUAAUAAUAAUAAUAAUAAUAAUAAUAAAAUAUUGUGAGAAUCGAAGAUUAAUAAAAUUUCCGAUAGUAAUAAAUCGUAUUAAACAAACGAGACGUUUCGCAACAACAACAAAAAAGUUGUUCGAUUAAUCCUUAUAGCUUUUUUGUUCGUACGAACAGUAGUAUGUACGAUCCUGAAUGUUUUAGGAUUAAUCAACUACUCUCGCGAGUAACAACUUGCAACAUCAAUACAAAAAAGAAAUCUUCUUAGCUUCCGUUCUCACGAUUAAAACACAGUGAGAGCCUUCAUCGAUCCUUAAAAAAAAAAAAAAAGAAAAAAGAGGAAGAGAAAAAGAGAGAGAGAGAGAGGGAGAGAGAGAGAGAGAAAAAAUGAAACAAAAAUAAAAUUGUAUAAGGACAAAUGAGAGAAACAAUCGUCGACGUUAUAAAUCAUAUCUAUAUAUGUAUAUGUAUAUGUAUAUAUAUAUAUAUAUAUAUAUGUAUAGUAAGAUCACUGAUGAUUCUUAAUUAUGUAAGUAAACUGUUCUCUCAGUAAUAAGAUGCAGAUUUAUGAUAAACGAAACUUCAAUUAAAACAGUUUCUUAAGAAAUGUUAAGCACAAUAAUAUCCAAAGUUUUAUCAAAGUAAAAUAAAAUACUAUAAAUAGAUACACACACACAAUGUCUUAGGCAACGUUCUAACCUCUUAACAUAUUUUUCUUAACUCUUGUUUAAACUCUUGUUUCGGUCUAAUAUUCAUCAUUGGAAUAAAGAAACUAGAGAGAAAGAAAAAAAAAUUAAGAAAGAAAAAGAAAGAGAGAGAUAGAGAUAGAGAGAGAGAGAGAGAGGGAGAGAGUGAGAGCAAACGAUUGUGGAAGAAUACGUUCGUUUUAAUCGUUAAUCGCCAAUUACGCAGGACGUCCCGGUUCCAAAACUCUCAGAAGCAUUUUAACGAGCCGUUGUGUCGCCCAGCAAGGAAUUUAACUUCGUCUCAUCCUUCGAGUAGCUUCCACCGAUGGCCCCCACGACGAGAGCACCCACAACGGUGUUCGCGAUACCCUUCCUCUCUCUUUCUCUCUCUCAUUCUCUCUUUCUUUCAUUCUCAUGUGUUCCUCGUUUCUCUUACUUUAGUCCACCUUCUUUUCACCGUAUCCGAUAUAAGGAACGUGUGUGCGUGCGCUGCACCCCGUACCAAUUAGCGCAUACUUCGGCUCUUGGUGUUCGGGACCCCAGCAUGGUCCCGACAAAAGGUGCUCUCUCUCAGGACCCAACGACGACGACGACGACGACGACGACGACGACGACGACGACGACGACUACGACGAGGCACGGUCCGUUUUCAAGGAUGUCGUGUUUCGGUGGUCAGGACAAGCAGAUUUAUCUCGUGGAAGUGUUGAUCGACAAAUUACAAUUGACACCGAACAAAGUGAAGGACAUUGGUGAUCGGGCUGUCGCAAUUAAAGUCAAGCUUCUCGAUUUCCCUCUAUUCGAGAUCACAAGGGAAGAUUUUGAAUCAUUAAAGAAAUCACCUACUAUCGUAGAAAAAAAUGGGAUCGUACGUUUUUCCAUAGGUAGAAGUUGUUUAUUCAUUAGAAAACCGAAAGAUCUCGUAGAUGAGCUUCGUAAUGCUAGCGUUGGUAUCGGUGUAUUUUGCGUCGGUGAUACUUAUCCUUUGGCCGAGGCCAUUGUUAAAUUAUCUGGUUGUUUAUGCGAUCAAAUCGCAAUGUCGACGAAUGAUACCGAAAAUAUGCCAAAGCCGUUCUCCGUAAAAGGUGGUUUUCACUUAUUGGAUCCAGGAGAAAAUCCAUCGGGAAUAUUGGAUAUGGAAUUGAAGGUCACUUGUUUUGGACGAUUCAUAACUACGAAAUACGAGCUUAGACCAAGCUUUUUCAUUUUCAAGAAAAAGGAGGACAUGCGAGAAUUUUGCGUCGAACGAAAUAUACCGCCUCACAUACGUCAUGAUUUGCUCAAGGAAGACUAUCCUCUGCCAGAAUCAAUACACGAAAGUUUUAUCGCCAAUUCAGACGUCAAGGAAUCAACCACGCAGAAGAAUAAAAAGAAAGCUAAAAAGAAUAAAAAGGCUUCGAAACGAAAGUAUAUCUUUUACUACGCUUUUUUUACUCUAAAUUAUCCGAUGAGCAAAAAAUUGUCUAAAAAAGGAAAUAAUCCAUUUCAACGAGGUGGUGUUGCUACGUCAUCGCCACGGCUGCCAAUAAACGAUCCAGGUUUUAAAUAUUUAACGACAGCUGAGAAGUUGAACAAUCGUGAGUAUCGCAACUUGAUUUAUAAAGCUUAUCCCAACGAGUCAACUUGCAAUUGUCUACCGAUAAACCAAACGCUGCAUCCAUUAAUAUGUCGUUCCGGUUGUCAGCGUUUGUGUUGCAUGAAAUUAAGAAAUCCUCAAAAGUUCAUUGUAAUAUGUAAAAAAGAAAAUUUACCGUCAGAAACGAGGAAACAAAAUGAAGAAGGAUAAGAUCGAUUAAAAAGCGGAAGUAGCGAAGACGAUUAUUACCAUAAUACCGAUACACCGAUCGACGUUGAGAAUAAUAUCGAAUUCACUUGGUACGGUGAUAAAAUCACGAAAGAAAAUAAUCGUUUGCAAGGUGGAGGACAUGAAUAUGAUCUACCAGGUUGCGUGUGUUCCGGUGCACCGAGUCUUUACAAAAAGAGCGAAGAAACGGGUUGUAAGGGCAGAUUGAAAAGUUUAGAAAAGGCAAAGCCUGGCUGUACCUGCGCAGGACAGGAUCCGCCUAUUUGGAAAAAAGGCGGUCCAGAUUGCAAUAAGAAACCAUGUACAGGUAUUGAUUGUCUCUUGCGCGCAUUCAAGGAAGCCCAAGAAUUCGUAGAUUCCUUAGGGAAGGUACCUGGUUUCGAAGGUUUAGGCUUGAUGGACCCUUCGGAAAGUCCUUUUUUUGGCAGAGAUAUCAGCAAAGAUUACGAGACCGAUGAUACACAGGCAGAGAAGAGAGCGCAGGCAUUACCAUUACCAAAUCCUCAUUGCACAGCUCCUUGCAAUCCACGUAUUGGAACACGUAAAUUUGAUACAGGCACUAAUAACGUUUCCGUGCCUCAUUCAACUUCGGCUUAUACCGCAGCAACGCCAUUAACGAUAGCCGUGCCAGGUCGUACAGGGGUCGUACGCGAAGCUGUACCUACGCUACCUGAUAACGGUUCGACCGUUGUUUAUGCAAAGCCAAAAAAGAAGGAAGAGAAGAGAGAGGAAAAGAUCGACAAGUCGAAGGAUAUCGAUGCCACGCCAUCUGUACCUGUGGAAAUUGAUCUAGGUCCUUGCGGUGAGCCUAAAUGUAAAUCAAGACGUAAGAAGGUCAUGGAUACUGUAGAAUCCAUCGAAAAUAUAGAAUUUUCUCAUAAGAAAUCAGUGACGCAAAUAAAGCCUUUAAGUACUGGUGUGACAACACCUUUGACCAGUAGUAAAGCUAGUGAAAAGGGUAAACAUAAGCUUAAGAUCAACUCUAUAAGUCCCUCUGGAGAUCGUACUAUUAAAACACCUAUAAAGGUCAGUAAACGCGUGAUGCGUUAUGUAUAUUCCAUCGGCGAUGUUUAUCCUGGUAUUCAUUAUGGUCACAAAAAUUGUAUCGAUGUACGUAUGAGAGUACCAGCCAAUAUGGGUUGGUUAUGGAAUACUAGUAGCACGCUUUAUAACUUGAAACCACGAAUCGGCUGGAAGCCUGGUGCUAUAGGAAGGUAUUUGAGCGAAUUGCUUAAAGAGGCAAAAGCUGGAUCAAAGGGUAAACCAAGGGCUGUACCUUUCCGUACUAGAAAAGGUAAAACUUAUAGGAGUAUGAGCUUUACCUCGGUGAAAAAGUUACAAGCAAAGAAAGAAAACGAAGAGGAAACGGAACUACCACCAACUUUACACAUUCAUAGAAAAGAUGGAACGUACUAUGUUACAAUGUAUCCGAUCAAGCAAGAGACAAUGGACGUGCCAAAGCUAGAACAACCUAUGAAACCGUUGCAAUUUAAAAUUGUAAAGAACAAAGACGACGAAUCUGUGGCAUCUAGCUCGACCGCGUCAGAUAUGGAAAUCGAAUUUUCACCUCCUGCAGCGGUUAGUAGGUAUCGAAAGAAGCCCGACGUCAUUCACAUCGAUACCCAAGUUAAGCAGCAAGAUAUACUCGAUGCAUUGAAAAUCUCAGACAUUUUGAAAAAAGAUAAAAAAUUCAAUAAAACGAGAAAGCCGAGAAAAUGACACGAUCGAAGAACUUUAUUGUCUAUUAUGC
Vespa velutina is the source of this 4350-nucleotide messenger RNA. RefSeq lists its product as uncharacterized. Lineage: Eukaryota; Metazoa; Arthropoda; Insecta; Hymenoptera; Vespidae. The record is from RefSeq and is a predicted model, not a curated record.